CUCUUCUCUGUUAUCAUUUUUGGGUGCAUCUCAUCACAAGGAUGGACAAAAGACAGAACGGGGAAGGAAACCUGCCUGUAUGAUGGGGACAGCAACGCGUGCAAUUAUGGGGUUGGUAUAUCCGUCAUUGCCUUCAUGGCGUCAAUUGGCUUCAUUGUUGGGGAAUAUUUCUUCGAGCAGAUGUCCUCAAUCAAGACCAGGAAACACUACGUUAUGGCUGAUAUGGGAUUUUCCGGUUUCUGGUCAUUUUUGUACUUCAUUGGUUUCUGCUACCUGACCAACAAGUGGAGCAAUGCACCAACUCCUCCCUAUGGUGUCAACAACAUGCAAGCUGCCAUUGCCUUCAGCUUCUUCGCCAUCUUUCCCUGGGCUGCAGCAGCUUACCUAGCCUUCAUGAGGUAUAAACAAGGGGCCGACCAGGCCUUUGCCCCAAGUUAUGAGGCUGAUCCAACCAACAUGGGAGGCUACAACAGCUACCCUGACGCCACAGAUCCUGAGGGUGGCUAUUCGCAACCUCCGUUCACUGGCCAGCCAGGCCAACCACCUCAGUCAGGUAUGCAGCAGGCACCUCCAUACUAGGCCACCAAGGUGCGUGCGCACUUUCUUUGUGGCGCAACUAGUCAGUCUACACACUAGUCGGCACCGCUCUGCUGGAUAGCACCGUCACUCUCCCCCUCCCCCCUCCCCUCUUGCCGCAAGCAACCCAAGUAUUUCAGGUCUCCUUCUGGUAGCAGCAUACCUUUGGGGGGCUGGGUCAUCCAGGGAACAUCGAAAGGCAGAAAAGAAAAGUCUACACAGUGCUGACAACAAUGGAGAGUUGUUGAACAAGUAAAAAAAUAAUUUUUAAGGAGAGUUUUUGAAGGCCUGAGGGAGGAACAAGCGUAAAAGAUAAAUAAUAAUGAUAACGAUAGUAAUGAAACUUUAACAAAUGACAAUAGAGGUCAGUUCACCUACCUUCCAAGACACAACUUUCACAAGAAGGGCCCCUAGUACUGGUAUAGAAGAUUAAGCGAGAAAAAGAAUAUAUAUAUAUUUAUUAUUUAUUAUUUUUUUGAUACGGUUAGUCUCAUUUUCAGUUACCAAAAUUGUCAGAGAUUGCUUUAGCUACCUCAUGCUUUGAUCAAUUUUUCAGUAUUGAUAUCCUUAAUGUUCAAUUAUUUCAUUUCAGGUAGACUAGGAAUCCUUUGUUUAUUUCUUGUAAAUAAUGAUGACACAUUUUACCCUUAAAGCAGUUGCAAAGUGUUUUCUAUGUCCUGAUAAAUUGAGAGUACCAUGCGUCUGUCUUAGAAUGUAGAUGAUGUUAGGCAACCUAUAGGUCCCUCAGUUCAUUCUAUGGUACUUGGGAUAUAGUCAACAAACAUCAAUAUUCCCUAUCUGUAACACAUUUAUUUUUACUUUGAUGACUAUAUUUUUAAAAUCUAAGUUCACAUUCAGAAGUGCAAGAUAACAGACAGAUUGCGUCUCAAAUCUGCUUUAGAGCCAUGAUAACAAAUGUGUUCCCCCCAUGGGGGAAUGCGCUCUCUUUCUCCCCAAGGGUUGCCUGAGAAUAUUGUGCUCAGAUAUGUUAUUUCAUCAAAUUAUCCUUGUUAAACAAACUUUGACUCCCAUACUGUUCACACCCUUCCUUUCCCCUUUUGAACAUGUGCCAAUAACUUGCAAUAACAUUAUUCCUGUCAGUAAGAUUAAAAGGAAGAAACACGACAUGAAAUUUAAAAGCUGUAUUGCAGUGGAGUCCAGAAUAUAUAUAAUGUACAGAUGUCGAUACUGGAAGUGGGUUCAUCAUGUAAGGGCAAGCUACGCCAUCACAGAGAUGAGUCGGGGUUGCCAGAGUGAAGAUAGGUUCAUGAUUUCUCUUUUAUCCCCUUCUCAAUCACCAAGAAUAUUUGUCCUGAUUGCAAAGCAUUUUGCAUGGUCACCAAAUUUUCAAAGGUUUGAUUUUCAGCUUUUAUGGCCGUAUCAGGCAGUUUUAACUUUAAUUUUUGUGCAAUAUUUUAAGGGCAUUCCUGAGAUUUUACUAAGGAUUUUAUUUCUUUCUGCUAUUACUUUAAAAAAAAUAGCUUUGUGAUAAAAGAAUAUACUCAGUCUUAUUUUUUAAAGCAAUGCUCCAAUUUGCUCAGUAUGAAUCUCAUUAAUGAUUGUCAGACAGGCUAAAGACGAGAGACAUGUGGACAAAGACACAAUUACAUAUACUGUACAUAUGCAUACUCUUACAUGCAUAGACACACCUUCCCUGUGUUCACUUAACACCUAACAGCUAACAUUUUAGGCUAAUCAAAUACACACACACAUACACAUACAUACAUAUAUAUAUAU
Molecule: messenger RNA, 2313 nt
Organism: Penaeus vannamei (Pacific white shrimp)
Lineage: Eukaryota; Metazoa; Arthropoda; Malacostraca; Decapoda; Penaeidae
Source: RefSeq, a predicted model, not a curated record